Coffea eugenioides is the source of this 1514-nucleotide messenger RNA. Its product is annotated as UDP-glycosyltransferase 91C1-like. Lineage: Eukaryota; Viridiplantae; Streptophyta; Magnoliopsida; Gentianales; Rubiaceae. The coding region runs from base 1 to 1428 and encodes 475 amino acids. Gene Ontology annotation, molecular function: UDP-glycosyltransferase activity. The transcript has a single exon. The record is from RefSeq and is a predicted model, not a curated record.
AUGGAAAGCAGCAAUGUUCUCCAUGUUGUGAUGUUCCCAUGGCUAGCCAUGGGUCAUCUGAUACCCUUUUUUAGGCUAUCUAAACUGUUAGCUGGAAAAGGGCAUAAAAUUUCGUUCAUUUCCACUCCAAGAAACCUCCAAAGACUCCCUAAAAUCCCCCAAGAAUUAGCUUCUCAGAUUGAGCUUGUUAGCAUUCCCCUGCCAGAAGUUGACAACUUACCAAAGCAGGGAGAGACUUCAACUGACAUACCCCAUGAACAAGAUCAGUUCUUGAAGAUAGCCUUUGACUUGCUUCAAUCACCAAUGGCCUCCUUUCUUGAAAACACAAGGCCAAAACCAGAUUGGAUUAUACAUGACUAUGCUUCCCACUGGCUACCCGAAAUUGCUGCUCAAAAUGGUGUCUCAGCUGCCUUCUUUAGUCUCUUCACUGCAGCAGCUUUGUCCUUUCUCGGACGUCCCUCUGCCUGGUUGAGUGGAGAGGAUGGUAGAUCAACGGCUGAGGACUUCACAGUUGUGCCCAAAUGGAUACCCUUUCCAUCUAACUGUGCUUAUCGCUUGCACGAGGUGCGGAAGAACAUCGAGGAUGCAUCUGGCAAUGAAUCUGGAGCUUCAGAUUUUAUCAGGUUUGCUGCUGCUAUUGAUAGAAGCGACCUGGUCAUAUUUAGGACAAGCGUUGAAUUUGAACCAGAAUGGUUCAAUCUUGUUCGUGAACUUUACAAGAAACCAGUUGUUUCCUUGGGUGUUUUACCUCCAUCCCUUGACGAUGAUGAUGAAUUGGAAACUGAUGAAAAGUGGCAAAAGAUUAAAAACUGGUUAGAUAAACAAACUGCAAGCAAAGUUGUUUAUGUGGCACUGGGGACUGAAGCAACAAUUAGCCAAAAAGAAGUCCAAGACUUGGCUAUUGGUUUAGAGCAAUCUGAAUUGCCAUUCUUUUGGGUACUACGAAAGCCACCCGGAUCAAAAAAAGAUGUGACAGAUAUGCUUCCUGAAGGGUUCAGAGAGAGAAUCAAUGCCAAUGGCCAAGGAGUGGUUUACACUGAAUGGGUUCCUCAGGUGAAGAUAUUAAGUCAUCCAGCAAUUGGAGGGUACCUAACUCACUGCGGCUGGAAUUCAGUGAUAGAGGCACUUGGUUUCGGCCGAGUUCUGAUACUAUUUCCGGUGAUGAAUGAUCAAGGGCUGAAUGCUAGGCUAUUGGAAGGCAAGAAAGUUGGAGUGGAGAUACCAAGAGCUGCAGAAGAUGGCUUGUUCACAAGCACUGCUGUAGCCGAGACAUUGAGAUAUGCAGUAGUGAGUGAGGAGGGAGAGCCAAUGAGGGCUAAUGCCAGGCAAAUGACAAGUUUGUUUGGCAAUGGGAAGAGGAAUCAAGAUUAUAUAGACACAUUUGUUCGAUGUUUAGAAGAGAGAAAAAUAUCUAAUUUCCUGGCCUGAACACCUACUUCCUGAAGUAUGAGAAUUGUGCUGGAUGAUCCUCGAGUGUUCUGUUGUAGCAUUUAAUGUCUGUUCAGUCAUAGUAU